AUGGCGGACGCUCACGUGGACCAUGUUAGGGAGCACUACAACAAGCACACGAAGACACAGACCAGGGAGGAGGCCCUCAAGGCCCGCGAGGAAGGCGUUGCGGUCCCUCUCAAGCGCUUCCACAACUCGAUCAAGCGAGCCCUGAUCAACCGGUUCGCGAGCAACGCGAACCGCGUCAUCGACCUCGCGUGCGGCAGAGGCGGCGACAUCCGGAAGUGGUUCGACGCCAACAUCCGAUACGUCAAGGGCAUCGACUUGUCCCCCGCGGAGAUCGGGGAGGCCAAGUUGCGGUAUCGGCAGAUAAAGGACGAACGGUACCAGGACCACCCGCUGACGUGCGAGUUCGAGUGCACGGACCAGCUGGGGACCUCGGAGCUCGACCUGGCCAAGGACGGCGAGUUCGACGCGGUCACGUGCAUGUUUGCCAUCCACUAUUUCUUCUACUCGGAACAGACCCUGAAAAUGUUCUUCCGGAACGCGUCCAAGGCGCUGAAGAACCGCGGGUUCUUCGUCGCGACGUGCCCCGACGGCAAGAGGGUUAUGGCGGAGCUGGGGUUGCAGGCGGAGGUGCGCAAGCCGCUGCUCCACUUGCAACGCAAGUGGGAGGACCCCAAAAAGCCGCAGCCCUUCGGGUCGGCGUACACGAUGCACGUCCAGGACACCGUCGUCGAGGCGCACGAGGGGUUCAGCGAGGGCAGCCUGGAGUACCUGGUGUUCCGGAACGUCCUCGCGGGCGUGGCGGCGCAGUUUGAUUUGUUUCCCAUGAACGACUUCUGGGGCAAGGACCUCCGCGGGUACUUCGAGGAGGAUUCGGGGUUCGUGCGGCACUUCAAGCCGAGCUUCCCUGGGAGCGACAAGUCGCUGGAGGAGGCCUCGCGGCUCAACCAGGCGAUUGUGUUGCAGAAACGGGAGAAGCCCAAUGCGCGGCACUUUCGGUUGAUGGAGGCGUACACGCAGGCGAUCGAGGAGUUCAAGCUGACGCACGACGGUGGGGGGGACGCAGUCGCGGGGGUGGGGCCGAGCAGGAAGCGGGAGGACGAGGGCGCGGGGGAAGGGCCGAGCAAAAAGAGGCAGCGACCAAAGUGA
Messenger RNA from Pedinophyceae sp. YPF-701, 1086 nucleotides. Lineage: Eukaryota; Viridiplantae; Chlorophyta; Pedinophyceae. The record is from the annotation of a GenBank genome assembly.